UUUAGCCCCGGGUUUUUUUUUAGCCUAGGGACGCCACUGGUACGCGAACAGUCCGCCAGUAUCUCGCGAGCUGCUUCCACUGACACAUCCCGAGCGCGUCACGCCCACACGCGCACCAUGUCGGCCGAAAAAGGUCAAACCCUGAAGAUGCUGGUCCACAUGAGUCAGGCCAAGAGGGUUCUAGAGAUCGGGAUGUUCACCGGCUACGGUGCGCUGUCGAUGGCCGAGGGGCUUCCCGAGGACGGCUGCUUAGUCGCCUGCGAGUUGGAGCCGUACCUCAAAGAAUUUGCUCAGCCCAUUUUUGACAAGUCUCCACAUGGCAGGAAGAUCGCUGUCAGGAAUGGGUGCGCCAUGGACACCCUGAAGGAAUUGGCUGCUGCAGGUGAGCAGUUUGACGUGGUCGUCAUCGAUGCUGACAAGGAUAAUUACAUCAACUACUACAACUUUAUCCUGGACAACAGUCUGCUGACAUUGCGAGGGGUCAUAUGUGUCGAUAACACGCUGUUCAAAGCCAAGGUCUAUCUUCAAGACACGACGGACGCCAACGGGCUGGCGCUCACAGAAUUCAACCAGUUUGUCCGAGAUGAUCCACGUGUGGAGCAGGUCAUCAUCCCUCUUCGAGAUGGCAUCAGUGUUAUCCGUCGGGUGUCUGUGUCCUCCGACUGCUCAAGGACCAACAGUAAAAUAACGGAUGCCGAGGUUUUCCGCGGGGUCAAGGGGCGCCCCAUCCUCGAUCGAAUGCGCCUCGACGGAAAGGUGGCCUACGUGACGGGUGCUGGGCAGGGCAUAGGUCGCGCUUUCGCCCACACCCUGGGGGAGGCAGGCGCCAAGGUGGCCGUGGUUGACCUGGACCGAGACAAAGCCGAGGCGGUGGCUGGAGAGCUCUUCCUCAAGGGCAUCAUUGCCAUCUCGAUCACAGCUGACAUUAGCAAAUCGGUCGAUGUUCAGAGGAUGAUUGACGACAUUGUCUCCAGAUGGGGGGCGGUCCACGUCGCCUGCAACAACGCCGGCAUCAACAUGAACUCGGCCAGCGAAGACACCAGUCUGGAGGAGUGGGACCAGACCUUCGACGUCAACCUGAGGAGGACUUUCAGGUGCUGCCAGGCAGCAGGUCGAGUGAUGUUGAAGCAAGGAUACGGCAAGAUUAUCAACACAGCCUCCAUGGCCAGUCUAAUAGUCCCCCAUCCACAGAAGCAGCUUUCCUACAACACGUCCAAGGCCGGAGUGGUCAAACUCACUCAGACUCUGGGCACUGAAUGGAUUGAUAGAGGAGUGCAUGUCAACUGCAUCUCCCCGGGGAUUGUUGACACCCCUCUCAUCCACUCGGAGAGUCUGAUGCCUCUGGUGCAGCGCUGGCUGUCAGAUAUCCCUGCUGGUAGACUGGCUCAAGUGACAGACCUGCAAGCUGCAGUGGUCGACUUGGCAUCUGACGCCUCCGACUACAUGACAGGGCAUAACUUAGUCAUAGAGGGUGGGCAAAGUCUGUGGUAGAUGAAGAGAUGAAAACUUUUUUUUAGAUAUCUUUAUUUUUCCUCUUCGCUCUCCCGGGAUUAGUCUCCCAAACAGGUGGCAUUCACAUUAUCUCCUUUUCGAUACAUUCGCAUCAGUCAAGCUUAAAUCUGUUCAACCUUUUUCAAAGUCAAAAUCUGUUUUAUCGUGUGAAGAAGAUAAAUGUUAGCGUUUUUUCUUUUUUCUUUGCUCCUGUAUAGAGAGGCAAUGUCCCGCCCAUUCUGGUGUCUCCCAUUGGACCUUAUUUCAGAGUGGCGAAAGAAAAGUAUUGUUUUGAUCCUGUUUGAAGCGUGCCAUGAAUUACACAUAAUGGUGUUUGUCCAAUCAAACCGAUCAGUGAACUACAUCACUGGUCUCGAGCAAUGAACGUCAACUGCAUCGACGUGGCCGCUACCAUGGCUCGCUAGCUCGGUAACGUAGCUACGCUCGUAGCGUAGCUAUGAUCGUAACGUAGCUAUGAUCGUAGCGUAGCUAUUCUGAUAAUGCAGCUAUCCUCAUGCAAAAACAAAUAUGUUUAAGUUUUUUAUCCAGGGACUCAUUUCAGCCGCUGGGAAUCAAAAAAGACCCGUUGAUUUUUAGUUGUGUAGUCUAUCCAAUUACGUAUUUUCACGGUCUGAAACUUCAACGUUUUUUUAGGACAAAAGAAAUGUCUGUGAACAAAAAAGAAGAAAUCUGUUACUGCGCCUUGAAACGUGUCGCAAUCUUUGUUAAUGUUGUCUCAAAAAACACUGGAAGAAACUCGUAUUUGACGCCCACGAAAGAAAGUCUAUUUGUGUUUGUAGCACUGUUUCAUACAAAUGACGUUCAACAUGCUUUUGCAGGAUAAUAUGGCGGUUUUGUAUUAUGACGACAACAAAAAAACGCCGCUUCUUUGCAUGCUAUUAAUUAUUAUGCGCCAGUGGAAUUUCUGAAUGACCAAAUAAAUUGGAACAUAUGAGCUGCAGUGUCUGCGGCCCGUUAUUACAGUGUGUAUAUAUGUUUAAAUGUUCACAUAAAAUAGAGCAGCAGAAUGAUUGGAUCAGUGAUGCCGGUGAGUUGUGUCGUGCACCUUGGCUCCCCCCACAUCCCUCUGGUCCAAGACUUGUACCGUGUGUGCAGGAUUUACAGCAUCCCGGUGCGCCUCUCUCCACCACUUCCUGGUCAAAUGGUCCCCCCCCCCCCACACACACACACACAAGUGGUGCUUGUGAGCGCCAUCUUAAUUGCUCCAUUAACUGUUUGUGCGCUGAAAAACAAUACUUAAAGGAGAGGUCACUCGAGGACGUGACCUCAGACGCUGCAAUUAUAGGAAAAGUAGCGGCCAAUUAGCGCCCUCUGCAAUGUGACACUGUUGCUGUUUAUGUGGGAAAACUUCAACUUCUCACUGUUAGUGACCAGUCGCUGAUUUACAUAAUUGAGGGAUUGGUCAUUAAUGGAAAUGGCGUGUGAGAGGAUCCCAUUAAGAUAUGGAGUGAGAUCUGAUCACCUCCUCUGCUCCGUGCUAUUUAUCUCCAGCUGCAUUGGCACGUUAGAAAUUAUUAGGAUUCUUAUCCUCGUACUUAACGGUCAAAAUAUCAAAGUUUGCACGCAAGGUCUCGCUGAAUGUGUUCACACAAAGGCAAAUUGUCUUCUUUUUUUGUAGGGCACUUGCCUCUUUUGCCACUGAGGGGCAGUAUAAAGGCAGGCAGCCGCAGCAUGAGGAUACAACGUUCCAACGAGAGGUUAUCACAUUAUUUGCUAUCAUCUAAAGGUAAUAACAGUGAACCCUGUCUUUACGUGCAUGACAUGCAAUAAGUACACCUCUCCGAUUCUAGUGUGCAAACAGCUCAAAGUGUGCGACAAUCAAAGAAAGCCUGAACAAAUACUCAUAUUUUCAAUUAAAAGUGGUUUGAUAGUGGACAGUUGCAUUUCAAAUGCAUAAAAAAAAGAAGUUAAUUCUCAUAAUUUUUCAAGAGGAGAUUGGAGCAGCCUUUAGAGUCCAGAGACGAUGGAGCGCAAAUAUGAAUCUGUGACACUAUAAAUGAUAAAUUACUAAAUCUAUUUGCAUCUGCGGACCAAAUUUACCGAAUACAAAUAGGAUCCCAGCUAGUUUUUUUGUUCGUUUUGACAGUUAUCUGGCAGAUAAAGGGGAUUGUUGCAGCCCAGCUCAACAGAAGGGAUGCACAGUUGAGAUCAAAAGCUGCUCUUACCAGCUUUUCACUGACAUCAUCCAGCAGCUAAACUUGUUUUUCGUCGUCAUGUUUUGCACCACAGACGAGACUCUUUCCCGGCCCACUUGGAGGCCUUGUUUUCCUUUACAAUUGCGAGCUAAAAAGACCAUAUCUAUAAUUUUGAGCAGCAGAAUGUGAUAUCGCCUCGAAUGCCUGCUUCAUGAAGUGUAAGUGAUCUUGAAUCCAUUAUUUAUGACCUCCUUUUGCUACCAUUACACUGCCGAGAGCGGGACCCUGGUGUACAAAGCGCUGUUGUGCUAAACAGUUCUCCGGCAGGGGGAGAAAAAAAAAGGGCACUUGCGCCCUCACACUUGAAAUCAACUUUGAUUAAUGCCCGGCUCUGUCACGGCGUGCAACAUUUUACAGCAGCAGGCGCUCGGAGGGAGACCCGGGUCGAUGGCGAACAACACGAUGAGGCAAUGUGUGUCGCUGAGCAGGCGGUGUCCCGGUGACACCGCCUGCUCAGAGGACCCAAGGGUUUAUGGAUGACAUAUUAACAUUUGACAAUAUCAAUACACUUUUAUUGAUGGAUUAUGGCGUCCUGUUACAUACCCACUCAGUGAGAUGUUUGAGGAUGAAAUGUGGUACCUCUUAUAAAUUGAGUUGAGCCCCCUCAUGAUGCUAUCAUCUUGAGGUGGGACUGCGCAACAGCGAAGGGAAAAUGUCAACAUUUAUCUUCCAAUAAACUGUGAACAUUUAACUCAAUGACCCAAAUUGAUUCAAUUUGACUAAUUACCUCAUGGAAAAUCUGAUCCUCAUUUAGCUUCCAAACAAAAGUAAAGCCGCUCACCUCCUAAACCCCCUCGCUUUGUCCCUUUGGAAUAAAAAGCGGCUAAAAUAACAUACCCAAAAUGAAUCAGGGAUGGCUCCUUUAUAUCUGGUCUCCUUUGAAGAAGCUGGAAGUAAACUAACCUAUAUUACCAUUCGAGAGGAAAUAGAGAACCAAUGAAGGAAACAAUAAGAUUAUUAUUAUUAUUCUCAUUUAGGAUAAAAAAUAUCAAUUUCAGAGGCAAUAUCACUGAAAAAAUCAUGAUACAACUGGAUGUCUCCUAGUACUCUGUAACUGUAUACGUUUGAUGGAAAACACCCAAAUACAACAUUUAUGAUAAAAUGUAUGAAGACAUACUCUGUAUGUUUGUCUGUUUUGGCCAUGUGUGCUGUUUGGUGGAGGUUUACUUCAAAACACUUUAUUUCCAUAGAGCCAUGUUACAAAUAACAUGAAUCUAUUCCAAAACAUUGAGAGAGUAAUAAACACACUUAAUUCCGCAUUGAUAUUACUUUCCGCCUGCUCAUAUGUGGUUUUCUGAUGGAUAUAAUAAACAUGUAAGGAACUAUAAUUUGACGUUUUGGGUGAAAAUGAAGUACUCAUUUGGUGAAAUAUCUUGAUAAGAACAUUUAUUUCAGUGUAACCGGGUGACGACGCAAAGCAUCAUUUUGUGGUCUGAAAAAAAAGUAUCCGGUAUCUUUUUCAUGAAAACUUGUUCUUAUAUUUACAAAGUUUAUAUCGGCACAAGUUGCUCUAUCAGCGGUUAGGGGCGUGGCUAGGCGUUUUGUUGCCUCCGGACAAAUCUUCUGCUGAUUCCAGUCUUAAUGCUGAGCUAAGCUAAUCUGCUGCUCGUACCAGCUUCAUGUUUGCCGGCAAGAAAGCAAACUGGCGUCCCUCCCCCCUCAAAAAAAUGUCACGCAACUCUAAUUGUUCCCUCGACACCACAAACUGAACAAUAUUUACAAGUUCACGUCUAUUUAUUUAAGUAAAUUCUCCCUCCAAAAGCUCCAACUGCUGUUUCAUUGUAAUCAUGAGAGGUUGCAUCAAGUUAGAUAAGCCUUUUGUGUUCUCAUGCGAUUCUGUUCUGUGUGUGUGUGUGUGUGUGUGUUGCACUUGACUCGCUGAAGGCACUGGAUCAUUGUCUUCCCAUGUUUGUUAUCUCAUGUGUUAUUCAUUGAAAAGCUGUUUUUCUGUUUGCGCUCCUCAUGCUACGUGGUGCCUUCACAUGGGGUCACUUUAACUGGCUGCUGUGUGUACUUGGAUGGAUUGCCAAUAAAUACAAGUGUGAGGACUUUGUCAAGCUGCAUUAUUAGGCCAUAUCAUAUUCCCUUUGUAUGCAUGUGGGGUGAAUAGCACAAAUAGGUUUUCUUUAGAACUUUUUUGACCAAAACCAGGUUUCACAUAUUGUAUUUGUUUUCCUUUCUAAGUUUCUUGGCUUUACAAUGCAGGAUUUGUCAUAAUUAAAUAAAAACAUACCUGGUGUGUU
Molecule: messenger RNA, 5950 nt
Organism: Pseudoliparis swirei
Lineage: Eukaryota; Metazoa; Chordata; Actinopteri; Perciformes; Liparidae
Exons: 9
Coding region: 118-1491 (457 amino acids)
Molecular function (GO): O-methyltransferase activity; oxidoreductase activity, acting on the CH-OH group of donors, NAD or NADP as acceptor
Source: RefSeq, a predicted model, not a curated record